GAUGUAUAUAUUCAAAGUGGCCGCGAAGACCACGCGGCACAGAGUGGGAAGAGUGCGAGCGAGCCACAAGAAUGUCCACAAACAUGGCGAUUUUGCAGGGUCUUCGGAGAUUUCCAUUUCCACUUCCACAAACCCUCACACCACUCCGUCACUCCUCCAAUCUCGCAACUCAACCACAAACAAAAUUCCCAGGCGAUUCAUCUCCCUUCGCCUCCGAUUUUCAUUGCUCCAUUUCGGACCCGUUAGCGUUGCGCGAAGUGCGAUUCAUCCAAGACGCUCCUUGUUGAAGUUCAUUGCUCGAUCGAUCGGUUGAUGAUUUCAGAUUUCAAUCCGUUGAAUUGAAAAUGUGCACACCUGGUACCGUUGGACUGUGAUUCCUAUUCAGAAAAUGGGCAUUCUAGAAAACGUUGUUGCCGGUUCUCACGUCUGGGUUGGAGAUCCAGAACUAGUUUGGAUUGAUGGACAAGUUUUGAAUAUUAAUGGAGAAGAAGCUGAAAUUCAAACAAGCAAUGAGAAGAAGGUUGUUUCCCGUUUAUCAAAGCUACAUCCCAAGGAUACAGAUGCUCCUACUGAUGGAGUUGAUGACAUGACCAAGCUUGCUUAUCUGCAUGAGCCUGGAGUGUUGCAUAAUUUGGAAACUAGAUACAAGAUCAAUGAAAUAUAUACUUAUACUGGAAAUAUUCUUAUUGCGAUAAAUCCCUUCCAAAGUCUUCCUCAUCUGUAUGAUGUUAAUGUGAUGAAAAGUUACAAGGGAGCAGUAGUUGGAGAUUUAAGCCCACAUGUUUUUGCUAUUGCUGAAGCAGCGUAUAGGGCCAUGAUUACUGAGGAGAAAAGCAACUCUAUUCUGGUUAGUGGCGAGAGUGGUGCUGGAAAGACAGAAACCACCAAAAUGCUAAUGUGUUACCUGGCAUUUUUGGGGGGUCACACUGCAUCUGAAGGACGGACUGUUGAAAAACAAGUUCUAGAAUCAAACCCAGUCCUUGAAGCAUUUGGUAAUGCAAAAACUGUAAGAAAUGACAAUUCCAGCCGUUUCGGAAAAUUUGUUGAGAUUCAAUUUAAUAAGUAUGGACGAAUAUCCGGGGCAGCCAUUAGAACUUAUCUGCUGGAGAAAUCUCGCGUUUGCCAAAUCUCAGAUCCUGAGCGUAAUUAUCACUGUUUCUACCUUCUCUGCGCUUCUCCUCCUGAGGAUAAGGAGAAAUAUAAGUUGGGAGAUCCCAGAUCAUUUCACUACCUUAAUCAAUCCAGUUGCUAUGAAUUAGCUGGUGUAAAUGCUGCUCAAGAGUAUCUUAGCACCAAGAGAGCCAUGGAUAUCGUGGGAAUCAGUCAGGAGGAGCAGGAUGCAAUUUUCAGAGUUGUAGCUGCUAUUCUUCAUCUUGGAAACAUUAAGUUUGCAAAGUCAGAAGAUUCUGAUUCAUCAGUUCUAGAAGAUGAAGAAUCCAUUUUCCGUCUCCAAACAACAGCAGAACUUCUAAUGUGUGAACCUGAUGCUUUAGAAGUCGCACUUUGUAAGCGCGUGAUGAUCACCCCAGAAGAAAUCAUCAAGAGAAGUCUUGAUCCUAUUGGUGCAACAGUUAGCAGGGAUGGUCUAGCCAAGACAUUAUAUUCUCGUUUAUUUGACUGGAUAGUCAAUAAAAUCAAUAACUCCAUUGGGCAGGAUCCUAGCUCAAAAUAUCUCAUUGGUGUUCUUGACAUAUACGGCUUUGAAAGCUUUCGAACUAAUAGUUUUGAGCAAUUUUGUAUUAAUUUCACAAAUGAAAAGCUGCAGCAGCACUUCAACCAGCAUGUGUUUAAGAUGGAGCAAGAGGAAUACACAAAAGAAAGGAUUGACUGGAGCUACUUAGAAUUUGUAGAUAAUCAAGAUGUAUUGGAUCUCAUUGAAAAGAAACCGGGUGGAAUCAUAGCUCUGCUUGAUGAAGCUUGUAUGUUUCCCAAGUCAACUCAUGAAACAUUUGCACAAAAGCUUUAUCAGACAUUCAAAGAUCACAAACGCUUCAUCAAGCCUAAAUUGGCACGCUCUGACUUUACUAUUGUUCAUUAUGCAGGGGAGGUUCAGUAUCAGUCUGAGCAGUUUAUAGACAAAAACAAAGACUAUGUUGUUCCUGAACAUCAAGACAUGCUAAGCACUUCCAAAUGUUCAUUUGUAUCAGGCCUUUUUCCUCCACUUUCUGAGGAGACAGCCAAAUCUGCAAAGUUUUCUUCUAUUGGUUCUCGUUUUAAGCUACAAUUACAACAACUGAUGGAGACGCUCAAUCUGACAGAGCCUCACUAUAUUAGAUGUGUGAAGCCUAAUAAUCUAUUAAAACCUGGCAUAUUUGAGAAUAUGAACAUCAUCCAACAAUUACGUUCUGGUGGUGUUCUUGAAGCUGUAAGAAUUAAAUGUGCUGGAUUCCCCACUCACAGAACAUUUCAUGAUUUUUUAACUCGAUUAGGCAUUCUUGCACCUGAGGUUAUUCGAGGAAACUUUGAAGAAAAGGAUAAAUGUAAAAUGCUUUUGGAGAAGAUUGGGCUGACAGGUUAUCAGAUAGGGGAAACACAAAUAUUUCUAAGAGCUGGUCAGAUGGCUGAAUUGGAUGCUCGGAGGGCACGCGUACUUAGCAAGUCUGCAACUAUUAUCCAGAAGCAGAGUAGAACUCAUUUUAGUCGAAAAACAUAUAUUGCAUUGCGAAAGUCCUCUGUCACGGUGCAGUCCUUUUGCAGAGGAGAAUUGGCCCGGAUAUCAUAUUAUCACAUGAAGAGGGAAGCAGCUGCAAUCAGAAUUCAGAUGUACACGCGUGGAAAAUUAGCCAGAAAAUGGUACACUGAAAUAAGGAUUUCUGCCAUUGUCUUGCAGACAGGUUUUCGGGUAAUGGCUGAUUGCUAUAAAUUGAGAUAUAGAAAGCAAAGUAAAGCUUCAACUCAUAUUCAGUCUUACUGGCGUAGACAUAAAGCUCUCGUUGAAUAUCAGGACCUUAAAAAGGUGUCAAUCAUUCCACAAAGCGUCAACCAUCCCACGGAUGAACAUGAACAUGAACAUGAACAUGAAUAUGAACAUGAACAUGAACAUGAACAUAAGGUUUUGGAGAUAUCAGUAGAAAAUGAAAGUCCUUGUGUGGAAGAAUCUUCAAAUUCUUCCAAAGAAGAAUCCUCAAGUCCUUUUCAAGAUAAUGAAAGCAUUGAAGCGAUCAGGGAUUCCUCUAGUCCUUUGGGAGACACUGAAAAGUAUGAGGCUCUCACUGCAGAAAUAAAAAACUUGAAGGUCAUGUUGCAGGAGGAAAAACAAAAAGCUGAUGAAUAUGAAAGGAAAUACGUAGAAGCUCAAGAAUCAAGCGAAGAGUUACGGAAAAAAUUAGCAGAAACUGAAAAAAGAGUAUAUCAGCUUCAGGACUCAUUAAACAGGAUGAUAUCUUCCAUGUCAAGUCAAGUUGCCGAGCUGAAGAUGAUCUUAAGCACUUCUUCAAGAUUGAGUUCAACUUUUCGACCUAUUGCUAGAGUUGAUGUUGCUUCCAGUAACUCUGAUAGUUCAUCCACAGACUCUGAUUUCACAUUUCCGGCACCUGUUUCAAAUCCAGAAGCUUUCUCUUCCCCGAAGCCAAAAUCUUUUGAACUAGUAGUUCAGGAUAUCACUGCAGCCGAUGGAUCAGGAUCUGAAAGUGAAAAGGAAGGUUCGUUUGAUGACUUCUUCUAGUAAAACUUGUAUUUCUUCGAUCUGGCUUAAAUUUUCAUUUCCUCUAUGUUUCUGGGAAACAAGGAGGAAUGGCAGAGAGGAAUGGAGGUGGCAUUGGUUAAGCAGGUCGCUCCUUCUGUCGCAUACCCUCCUCAGUACAAAUUUGUAGAUACGCAGUUUAUCUCAGGAUCCUGUAGAUCAGUCAGGUAGAGGUAGCAAAAAAGUUCAUCUAUGAUGAACUUGUUGAUUAGUGGUUCAUCUUGUUCACAUCCAUUCAGAGUUCUAAUCCUUUUUUAUGUCAGAUGACACACUGACAAUUUUGUACAUAACAUCUUUCCAGAGGUUUCUUGUUUUCUGUCUUUGUGGUUUUCAACCUUACUAAGUUGUAACACCAUCUGCUUCGAGCAUCAUCUCCUCCGGGUAACAUUUGCAUUUA
Messenger RNA from Lotus japonicus, 4079 nucleotides. RefSeq names its product myosin-9. The record is from RefSeq and is a predicted model, not a curated record. The transcript is spliced from 26 exons. Gene Ontology annotation, biological process: actin filament organization; vesicle transport along actin filament. Gene Ontology annotation, cellular component: vesicle; cytoplasm; myosin complex. NCBI's taxonomy places the organism in Eukaryota, Viridiplantae, Streptophyta, Magnoliopsida, Fabales, Fabaceae. Gene Ontology annotation, molecular function: ATP binding; microfilament motor activity; actin filament binding. Bases 389 to 3664 code for a protein of 1091 amino acids.